Messenger RNA from Fusarium venenatum, 1461 nucleotides. Its product is annotated as Alpha/Beta hydrolase protein. Gene Ontology annotation, cellular component: fungal-type vacuole. The record is from RefSeq and is a predicted model, not a curated record. NCBI's taxonomy places the organism in Eukaryota, Fungi, Ascomycota, Sordariomycetes, Hypocreales, Nectriaceae. Gene Ontology annotation, biological process: proteolysis. Gene Ontology annotation, molecular function: serine-type carboxypeptidase activity.
AUGUGGCUUGCGAAACACGUCGCGUCACUGGCUCUAGCGGCGACAAUUGGCCAUGUUGUGUGUCAGGAACAGAAACCACUGAUCGAUGUAAUAGCUUCCGAGUCAUUCUUUACCGUCCGUGAGCAAUCUCCCGAUCUCUGCGAUGCUGAAUCGCGCCAAUGGACAGGUACUGUCAAUAUCACGGCUGAUAAGUCAAUGUUCUUCUGGUACUUUGAAAGUCGUAAUAAGCCUCAGACCGACCCUUUGUUGCUAUGGAUGAGCGGUGGACCUGGUGCAGCUGGAGAGAUGGGCCUCUUCAUGGGCAGUGGGCCUUGUGUCGUUAAUCGAGAUGGGAAUUCAACUCGCCGUCUAGAUUAUUCUUGGACCGAUCAAGCUAACGUUGUCUAUAUCGAUCAACCCGUAGGUGUUGGUUUCUCAAAAAUCACAGAUCGCGAUGAUAUUGCCGUCAGCCUCGAACAAGGUGCUCGCGAUGUACACUCUUUCCUCUCAACUUUCUCUCAAGACGUCUUUCCCGAACUCGCAGGUCGACCUUGGCAUAUUACUGGUGAAUCAAUGGGUGGCCAUUACGUGACAGGCUACACACAACACAUUGUUUCCCAAGAACAGAAUAAUGAGAGGCUCGGCGUUGAGCCACGCAUCAACAUCUCAUCUGCAAUCAUCGUGGAUGGCUAUAUAGAUGCAACGCGGCAGUUUAUCGGUUACUAUGACUUUUUCUGCAAAGACUGGGCUAAGGAUGGUCGCAAAGCGCCGCUGAUGAACAAUACAGCGUGUACUAUCAUGGCUGCAGCGAUACCAGAGUGUGAAAAACUGGCGAUCCGGUGCCGGGAGUCUUACGACAUUUCUGAAUGUAAAGCCGCGAAUGAAGUCUGCGAAGAGACCAUUGGCGAAUACUUUCUAGAUGGUGUCAAAAAAGGAGGCUGGGACCCCUACGAUGAUCGACAUCCUUGCGAAGAACCUCCCAUAUGCUCCAACCUCGACCACGGACCUACGUGGAAGUUUUUGAACCAACGUUGGGUUCAACAAAAGCUUGGUUUCAGGAACUUUUCCUUUGAUCUAAUUGAUUUUGACACCAAUAAGCGAUGGGAUCAGGCUGAAAACCUCCAUUUGCCUGUUACUCGAGAGUUGACCUGGAUCUUGGACAAUACAAACAUAUCAGUCCUCUUCAUAAACGGCAAUGAUGAUAUUAUCAUCAACACACCAGGACAAAUGAGCAUGUUAGACAACCAGCCAUGGGGAGGACAGGAACUGUACCGCAGCCUUAAAUACGAUGCCUGGCACUACGAGAAUGGAGAAUUGACGUCGAAUAUUGAGGGCUGGAAUGCCAAAAGAGGAGGCUUUUGGAAGGGAAACGAUCGUUUAGCACUUUAUGCUGUUGACGAAGCAGGACAUUUGUCGGCACAUCAUCAACCAGAGGCCAUUGGGGCGAUAGUACGGUCAUGGCUUCGCAGCCACCACGAAUGA